Messenger RNA from Aspergillus lentulus, 1728 nucleotides. Its product is annotated as putative MFS transporter. Gene Ontology annotation, molecular function: transmembrane transporter activity. Gene Ontology annotation, cellular component: plasma membrane. Lineage: Eukaryota; Fungi; Ascomycota; Eurotiomycetes; Eurotiales; Aspergillaceae. Gene Ontology annotation, biological process: transmembrane transport. The record is from RefSeq and is a predicted model, not a curated record.
AUGGGUCUAGGUGUGCUCGAGGACAAGGUACUCGACCAUGUCCCUGGCACAUCCUAUAUCCUCGAAGAUCAGACGAAUGAUCAUACCGUUCUCGAUUCGCGCCUCAAGUACGAUCGCUCUGGCGACGUUCCUACACUUCUAGUACCACAGCCAAGCGAUGACCCCAACGAUCCUCUGAAUUGGCCGUUAUGGUGGCGCGAUGUAAUCCUAUUCGCGCUUUGCUUCGUUUCAGUCCUCUGUGCAACAACUAGCUCGCUCAUGGCCGCCAACACUGUGACCAUUGCUCUUCACUAUGGGAAGAGUUUCACGUCCGUUGCUCUCCUCACUGGCUACCACCUCUGUGGUGUAGGUGUCGCUGGUGUGCUAAUCGUACCGACUGCACGAGUAUGGGGCAAGCGCCAUCUUUUCAUCCUUGGAAAUAUCCUGAUGGUCGUGAGCUGCGCAUGGGCUGGGGGAAGUGGCCAGCAUUAUCAGAGCCUUCUUUGGGCCCGAAUCUUCCAAGGAGUCGCACUGGCGCCAUUCGAAGCUUUGACAAAUGCCUGUGUUGGUGAUCUCUUCUUUGUCCAUGAACGGGGCAAGCGGAUGGCCUUAUCGAAUGUUGCCGUCUUCGGCGCGGCCUUCCUCACACCGGUUUUGGCUGGCAAGAUUACGCAUUCGCUUAGUUGGCAAUGGACGUUUUACCUAGUGGCGAUCUUUACCGCUGCUUGUCUGCCCAUGACAUUCUUCCUAAUACCCGAGACGGCCUUCAGACGCGCCGACCAUUUCAACACAGACUUUGAGCAUGUCGACGACCGCCUUGAUGGAAGCCAGUCACAUACGCAACUGCAGCCCACCGGAUAUGCGACUUCUGAAGUGAGCCAAAUCUCUGGAGAGCAGAAGCAAUCCGUUUUUGGGACCAACGAGAAGCCGCAAGGGGAAUCCUCUCGAGGAGAAGAUGGCGCCGGUCAGGAACCUACGACUCCUCGCAAGGCCACGUACUGGGCAACUCUGAAGCUAUUCAAUGGACGGAAGACAGACGAGGACUUUUUCAAACUGCUUCUGAGACCAUUUCCCCUAUUCUUCCAUCCUGGCAUCCUCUGGGCUUGCUUGAUACAAGGUGUUAUCAUUGGCUGGACUGUCUUCAUCGGGGUUGUCCUGGCUGCCAUCUUCCUGGGCCCUCCUCUAUGGUUCAACGAGGUGCAGACAGGAUAUCUCUACACGGGCGCCUUUAUCGGCUCUAUCUUAGGCCUGAUACUGUCUGGCAUCUUGUCAGAUUCGUUGAACAAGGUCAUGAUUAAACUCAACAAGGGCAAAUACGAGCCAGAGUUCCGUAUUUUACUAGUUAUCUUCCAACUGAUCUUCAGCGGCGCUGGUCUCUACGGGUUUGGGAUCGUGGCAGAGGACGUGGGCCGAUAUGGAUGGCUUGUGCCGGACGUCUUCUUUGCUUUUGUCAUCAUUGGAAUGGUCAUGGGUGCCGUCGCGAGCGCCUUGUACAUUGUCGAUGCACAUCGUCAAAUCGCCGUUGAAGCGUUCACGUGCUUAUUGAUCUUCAAGAACAUAUUCAGUUUCGUUCUGACAUUUUUCGCAUAUGACUGGCUUAUAAGAAAUGGGAUCAGACCGGCAUUUCUAGCUAUCUCCAGUAUCCAGGUGGGCGUCUGUCUCUUGAGCAUUCCCAUGUAUAUUUUCGGGAAACGAAAUCGGUCAUUCUUCACGCGUUACAACAUUUUGAAGAAGCUGCAUCUGUGGUAA